AUGGCUCGCUGGAUUGAUAACGCUGGCCCCGCAGGCGUACCACUCACUCUGCAAACGAUCCGCAACCACGUGGCGAUUAUGGCGCGCAACAUGGGCAUUCCGCCCGUGUUUCGAUGCUCCAUUGGCUGGGUGCGCCGUGCGUUGCGGCGCACGGGAGUGCGGUGCCGUGCCGCCACCGGCGAGGCGGCGAGCGCCGACAUGGCUGCUGUGCGUGAAGCGCGUGAGAAGGUGCCGGCGCUUCUUACUCACCUCGGCUACCAGCCGCGCGACACCUUCAAUCUUGACGAGACAGCUCUGUGGCUCUCUGUGCUGCCACAAAAAACAUACAGCAACGCCCGCAUUCCGGGGCGCAAGGUCUCAAAGGAGCGGCUGACCGUCGCGUUUCUCGUCAACGACGACGGCAGCCAUGUUUUCCGGCCGCUCGUCAUCAGCAAGGCGCGCCAUCCUCAUGACUUCCGGCCGGACUACGACCCCGAAGCCUUGUUCACCAACUUCAUAUCGCAGCUCAAUGCCGCGAUGUAUGCCGAAGGGAGGGAAAUCGCGGUGCUGCUCGACAAUGCCAGCUCCCACAUGCUGCGGGACGAGUGCGCGUGGAGCGAAAUCGUAUGCGGCAUGCGGACCACCCGCCUCAGCAACGUGCGCCUCAUCUUCCUGCCGCCGAACACAACCGCCUUCACGCAGCCGCUCGACCAGGGGAUAAUCGCGACCGCGAAGGCCCGCUAUCGCCAGCACUGGCUGCGUGCCUUCAUGGCGCUGUGGAACGACGACGGCGCAACAAGCGCCGUGGCCCGCUAUCGCCCCAAUCUGCGCGAUGUGCUGGGGUGGCUCUCAGACGCCUGGAUGAGUGUCGGUGCGCGCACCAUCCAGAGGUGCUUUUGGCGAACGGGCUGCAUCGACGAGGGCGAGCCGACGUGCGCGGAGGCGGCAGCGGGCGCGACACCGGAUGAUGCGGACGUGGGCCUAGUGGCGGAGCUAUGGAGGGCGCCGACCACGAUGCAGGCCGUGUAUGACGAAUCCGACCCAAUCGGCCGUGAAGCGCGGCGCACGGCAUGGGCGGCCAGCGAGAUGCUCAUCGGCUACGCUCGCGCCGUGAGCGUUACGCCGCGCGACCUUUGCCACCUGUUCGACAUUCGUAAUCCGAUUAUCAGGGAGCGCAUGGAGCGGGCAAGCCCCGCGCUCAAUCUCAACACGGCCCCGCCGCCGCGGCUUUCGCCGACCUUAAUUCCGCCGCCUGACACCCCGCGUCCGAGGGGCCGAGUGCUGCCUGGCUGGAUAACCCAGCCGUCCCGCCGUCAGCAGUUUCUGGACGCCGGGGUUGGCGCCGCGAUGGGCGGGUACGUGGAGGCGGCAGAGUGGAUGCAUGCACCAGACCUUCCCCUUUCUCGCUCUCGUCUCACUUUCUCCAUUCAUAAGAAAAUCGCCACGUCACUCUACUUCUCCGUGGUGGCUCUUAUAAUCGCCAUCUGGGCCGUCUUUAUUUUCCGCGCCAUUCAAGCCCCGCCGCCGAUCCCGCUCACCGACGCUGACGUCACCAGCCCUCGCGUCCGGCUCUCGGACGGCCGCCACGUGGCGUACCACGAGAUGGGUGCGGCUGCUGACGUGGCCAAGUACCAGGUGCUGGUGGUGCACGCGUGGCAGACGUGCCGGCUCAGCAUGCUGCCCAAUAUCACGCAGGAGUUUCUAGAAGCCAACGGCAUUCGUCUGGUGAGCUACGACCGGGCGGGGUACGGCCAGAGCGACCCCAACCCGGGGCGCACGCUGCAGAGCGACGUGCGGGACGCAGCCGAGGUGGCGACUCUAGUGGGGCUGGGGGAGAAGUUCUACCUCGUCGCCACGUCCAUGGGGACUUACGUGGCGCUCGGCGCGCUGCGAUACAUCCCGCACCGCCUCAAGGGUCUGACGAUAAUCAGUGUGGUGGGCAACCUCUGGGACCCCACGUGGCCCAAGCACGAGUUCACAGCCACCUGGCAGCAGAUGCCAGUGCAAGACCGCAUCACGCUGCUGCUGGCGCGCCACGUACCUUCCCUGCUGCACGUGUGGUUCUCACAAACGGUGGUGCCGAUGGGAAACUUCCGGCACCCUUUCCAUCCGCACCCGGUUGAGCUGUAUGAGUCGGACAUGGCUGCCCUGGCCAGCACCGAGGUGUUUGGUUAUUUCGCUCAGAACAUGCAGGAGGGGGCAAGGCAAGGAGCAGGCGUGUCAUGGUAUCGAGAUUUCGAGAUCCUCGCUUCUGACUGGGGCUUUAACCUCUCGGAGAUCGACCUUUCUCAGACACGAGAGGAGGGAAAGAAUGGGGGAGAAGAUGGAGGGGAGGAGGGGGGGUUGAAGGGGAAGGUGCACAUAUGGCAUGCGGAGGAGGACUGGGGGGCGCGGGUGGGCUAUGCGCGGCAUGUGGGGCGGAUGGUGGAUGGCAGUGUGCUGCAUGUGGUGCCCAAGAGAGGCCAUUUCUUCAUGUACAACGAUGCCCACAUGCCCCCCACUGUGCUUCUGACCAUGCUUGGGUUGGAAGGGAAGGUGAAGGCGGAGGAUGUGGGAAUGCCCAGUGCCUGCAGUGCUGGUUUUGGAAUGCUCAUUCAUGUACGGUAUGCUCUUGUGCGCAGUUACAGUACCUGCCCUUUAGUAGCUCUUGUACCUGCCUAG
Closterium sp. NIES-65 is the source of this 2640-nucleotide messenger RNA. Lineage: Eukaryota; Viridiplantae; Streptophyta; Zygnematophyceae; Desmidiales; Closteriaceae. The record is from the annotation of a GenBank genome assembly.